Anopheles coustani is the source of this 4200-nucleotide messenger RNA. Its product is annotated as protein sax-3-like. NCBI's taxonomy places the organism in Eukaryota, Metazoa, Arthropoda, Insecta, Diptera, Culicidae. The coding region runs from base 1 to 4200 and encodes 1399 amino acids. Gene Ontology annotation, cellular component: plasma membrane; axon. Gene Ontology annotation, molecular function: protein binding. The record is from RefSeq and is a predicted model, not a curated record. Gene Ontology annotation, biological process: cell-cell adhesion; axon guidance. The transcript is spliced from 11 exons.
AUGAAGCGAACGGAAAAAGGAUACUGUGCGACGAAAAAGAUGCGCCCAGAUUACGUGUCAACGCGAAGCAGAAGGCCAAAAUUUGCCGGCGGUAUUGGUGCGAGCAAUAUCGGCUCGGUUGGAGUCAUCGGGUUGCACUUGUUAUUGAUUCUACAUUUCAACGAAGCCUUUCAAAAUCCACGUAUUAUAGAGCACCCGACAGACACCAUAGUACCGCGGCAUGAGCCAGCAACACUCAAUUGCAAAGCAGAAGGAAUCCCCCAACCGACGAUCCAGUGGUACAAGGAUGGCGCACCAUUGAAGAUACUCCAGGGAUCCCACCGGAUAGCGCUGCCUGCUGGCGGGUUGUUUUUUUUGAAGGUUGUUAACUCACGGCGAGAAAGUGACGCCGGUGUGUAUUGGUGCCAGGCGCGGAAUGAGAACGGAAUCGCCCGAAGUCGGAAUGCUACGCUACAAGUAGCAGUAUUGCGUGAAGAAUUUCGACUCGAACCGCAGCACACUCGGGUGGCUCAAGGGGAAACAGUGCUGCUAGAAUGUGGCCCACCAAAGGGCGUGCCAGAACCGACGUUAUCAUGGCGAAAAAAUGGUCAAAAGUUAGAUGUAGAUGUAUCGAAACGGAUUCGAAUCGUCGAUGGAGGUAAUCUGGCUAUUCAGGAUGUACGGCAAACUGACGAAGGGCAGUACCAGUGUAUUGCAAAGAAUUUGGUUGGUGUCCGGGAAUCGGCAACAGCGUUUCUUAAAGUACAUGUUAAACCUUUUCUGAUACGAGGACCACAUGACCAAAAUGUUGUCGAAGGUGCGUCUGUCACGUUCCAGUGUCGUGUUGGAGGGGAUCCAAUGCCAGAUGUGCUUUGGCGUCGGACAGCUUCUGGUGGAAAUAUGCCUUUGGACAGGGUACACAUCCUCGAGGAUAGGAGUUUGCGAUUGGAAAAUGUAAUACUCGACGACGAAGGAGAGUACAGUUGUGAAGCGGAUAAUGCUGUUGGUGCUAUUUCCGCAACUGGUACAUUGACUGUGCACUCUCCUCCAUUUCUUACGAUAAGGCCAGUUCCUCAAGUAAUCGAAGCUCCACAAGAUGUUUCCUUCGAGUGUAAAGCAGACGGACGACCGAAACCAACAACCUUUUGGUCCAUCGAAGGCAACCGAACACUGAUCUUUCCCGGAACUAAGUUUGAUCGAUUCGAAACAUCGUAUACCCAAGAGAGCUUGACGGUUCUAACCCUACCGAAGACUACAAAAUCCGACAACGGCCUUGUAGUCGUGUGCAACGCCGUUAACAGUGUGGGAUCAGUGAGUGUACGCGCGCGACUAAUGGUGGCGUCACAGGAUGAUCGUCCGCCACCCAUAAUCAUCCUUGGACCGACCAACCAGACGCUUCCGAUGAAGUCCUUCGUGGCAAUGCCAUGCAAAGCAGUCGGUAAUCCUACUCCCAUCAUCUCUUGGUAUUUGGAAGGAAAUCCUGUGGUUCCGUCCGAGCGUAUCAAUGUCACUGAAAAUGGAACUUUAUUGAUACGGGAUCUAGACCGAAGCACCAAUCAAGGCAUGUACACUUGCGUCGCUAGUAGCCGCAGUGGGAAAUCCACUUGGAGUGCCUACCUGCGCCUGGAGCUUCCUACAAAUCCCAAUAUUAAAUUCAACAGAGCACCUGAACCUACCGACUUCCCCAGCGCUCCUGGAAAGCCACAAAUUGUCAAUGUCACCAACAGCUCUAUUACCAUCUCGUGGCUACCAAGCAUCAAGUCCGGCGCAUCCGACAUCAAUGGAUACUUGAUAGAAGUGUUUUCAAGUGAUAUGGCAAAAGGUUGGGCUACGAUUCCGUACCAAGUUUCGUCAACGAGCUAUACGUAUGCGCCGGUUUCUCCGAACGUUAGCUACAUCUUUACAGUCCGUGCACAGAACGACCAAGGUCUUGGUAUUCCUAGCCUGCUGUCUGAUCCAGUGAAGAUCGGACGUGAGGUUAAUCAUGGUGAAGACAUCAAUCUAAGUGAAGCACAGGCGACGCUAUCUUCAGGACGAGUAGUCAAUCUCCUAGAAGCAAACGCGACCGACGCUACCAGUGUUCGGCUGGCAUGGGAAAUCGUUAAUGGACAGUAUGUGGAAGGGUUCUAUAUCUACUCGCGUAAGAUACACUCAAACGGUACCUAUCGAACAUUGACUGUCCUGCACGGUGGUGGUGCUUCUGCUUGCACAAUCAAUGGAUUGGAAAAGUUUACCGAGUACGAGUUUUUCCUCGUGCCGUUCUAUAAAACCAUCCAAGGUAGUCCAUCGAAUUCGAGAUCGACCAGCACCUUGGAGGAUAUUCCUUCAGCUGCUCCAGGCAACCUAGAAGCGGUAUUACUGAACACUUCAGCUGUUUACCUCAAAUGGGACCCGCCUGCCAACGGCACCAUCAACGGAAAGUUAAAAUACUACCACAUCAUCAUACGGGGAUAUGACGCUUACAACAUGUCUAAAGUGCUGACCAACAUGACAGUCGAUGGCGAAGCACCAAAGCUGUUGCUGGCCAAUCUGUCGGCUGGUGUAACUUAUUCUGUGAGCAUUGCCGCAUCAACAAAAGUUGGAAUUGGUCCGUACAGUAUUCCUUCAAUCCUGAGACUUGAUCCUCACACUAAACGUCUCGAUCACGGCUAUACCAGAUAUCCUAUAAAUCACGACUUCUCGCAUGAUAUUCUAACACAAACAUGGUUUAUUAUCCUCCUCGGAUCCAUCAUCGCCAUAAUCGUCUUCCUCUUCGGAGCAGUAAUCAUUUUCCGUCGAAUACAAAUUAUGAAGCACAGCUCUUUGAACAACAUGCAUGGUAAUCACGCAAUCGGUACGGUUCGCAAAUUUCCAACGCUUCCCUUGAAUCCUAACGGGGUAUGGAUCGAUCCUGGCGGAGGCGUCUGGCGGCAAGCAUCCGACGUGACCAAAGAGGCUAUCACCGACUAUGCCCAGGUGUCUGCUGCUCCCACGCUUCCACUUCCAGAUUACGAAAGAUUGUCCCCUCUGAAUAUGCCUGACUAUGCGGAAGUAGCCGGUUGUUCAUCAUUUAAAACCGAUCUUGGCCAAUCGCCCUGCUACGAUAACUACGGUGCCUACGCCUCAACUACGCUGGUGGGACGCUCGACCCAAAUGUACGCCCAUGGAAAGCUCGACACCAAAACGGGCUACUCAGCACCGUCGGUUGCAGCGGCGACCGCGUCCGGUGGAUGUCACUAUAACAAUUUCAUAAAUCAACAGCACCAGCAGCGCCACCAGCAGCAGCUGCACAUGCACCAGCACUCACCAUACAGUCUGCAUAGUGCACCGCAACAGUCGGCACAUCAGUCCCAACCGCACCAGCAAGUUGGCGUCCACGAUAUGCGAGAACGCGACGUCAACGGACGUCCAAUUGGUUCGGCAAACGGUGCCAGUGGCGGUGGUGGCAGCAUGAAAAGCCAGAGAAUGAACAUCAUCGAAAAUCGUAUGGCGGAUAUGUUGAACAAUUUGAAUCAAUCCUCAUCAUUGGGCCAACAUCCAGCAUCCAGCGGUAUGGGAUCCUCGUACGGUGGCUCAACGGUAAGUAAUCUCAACGUUGGUAGCCACAGUAGCCUACUUCCGGCGGGCCAGCCAAUGGCGUCCACGUCUGUGAUGGCGAUGGAUGUGGUGGCCAGCUUUUCCACUGUUGGCGGAGGAAGCAGCAGCGUUCCGCACACACCGCUGUUUGGCACAAUCAAGCGCACUGCAAAGUACAACAAAAUAGGCUACAAUAAGGAUAACAAACUCAAUUUCGGCGAUAAUGGCCGAUCAGUCGAGCAGCCGCUCUUCGUGAAGUCCAAGUACGAUGGCACCUGGUCCUCCGUUCCCAGUACAGCGACGACAUCGGUCAACAGCAUCAGCAUGAUUAAUAAUUCGCCAUAUCAGCAGCAGCAACAGCAGCAGCUCACUUCCCACCUCAACAAAAGUGGCUACCAGCCCGAGCAGAAUUUGCUCCAAUCGUCCAUUCCACCGCCCCCGCCUCCACCACAACCGCCUUCUUACCACGUUACCCAGCAGCAUUCGAUGGGAGUGAUGUCCUGCCAUGGGAAAGAAACAUCCCGAUCUCCAUCACGGUUAUCACCGACAGUGCAAAGCAAACAAAAACAUAAUUUAGAUAAUUUACCUUCUACGGAUAACUACAAUAGUACCGAUCCGUGCUUCGGUGGUAAUGACGUGGAUGCUUCAUCUCAAAAAAGGCACUAG